AUAUUAUGCUAUGAGUUUUCCACAACAUUCAAACAAGUCAAAUAAUCACCGCAAUGUCUCAAUUUACUUUGUAUUCUCUCAGAGGAGGUCCUAACCCUUGGAAGGUAGUUCUCAUUAUGAAAGAAUUGAAUCUUUCUUAUGAAACACGCUUUUUAGAUUUUUCAAAGAAGGAACAAAAGAGUGCAGAACACAUUGCCCUUAAUCCCAAUGGAAGAGUUCCCACAUUAGUGGACCACGCUAACAACGACUAUACCGUCUGGGAGAGUGAUGCUAUCCUUCUGUACUUAACGGACAAGUAUGAUACUGAGAGACGCAUCUCCUUGGCCCACGAUCACCCCGAAUAUCAUCACGAGCUUCAAUACCUGUUCUUCCAGGCUUCUGGUCAGGGUCCAAUGUUUGGUCAAGCCGGAUGGUUUAACCACUAUCAUGAUGUGCCCAUUCCUUCUGCCGUUGUCAGAUACAGAAACGAAAUCAAGCGCGUUCUUGGAGUGUUGGAAUUGAUUUUCGAGCGUAAGGAGUAUCUGGUGGACAAUAGAUGCACAAUUGCGGACUUGUCAUUCAUCCACUGGAACAAAGCUCUUACUCGAAUUUUUGGUGAAGGAAAGUUCCAAUUCACUGAGGAACUUCCAACGCUUGACUUUGAGAAAGAAUUCCCUAAGACGUAUGCUUGGCAUCAACGCCUCCUUGCACGACCUGCCGCCGUCGCAACUACUGAGGAAUAUAACAAGUCCCAGAUUUAAUUGUCAACAUUUUUGCAUUAACAUGUAAUGACAUGACUAGCAGCAAGAAACUAACUUUUUUUCGCACAUUGAUCAUUCAUUUAAGUUGUGUUUCCUAGUCAAUUCCUGUGUCAUGACCACCGUCUCUGCCUGUUCUGAAGAAUAGUGUAAUUGCUAUAACUAUCGACUACUGUUGCUUGAAUAGAAUUGUACUCUCAAUGAAAAAGCCAUAAUACCCC
Molecule: messenger RNA, 958 nt
Organism: Schizosaccharomyces japonicus yFS275
Lineage: Eukaryota; Fungi; Ascomycota; Schizosaccharomycetes; Schizosaccharomycetales; Schizosaccharomycetaceae
Product: glutathione S-transferase Gst2
Exons: 1
Coding region: 54-740 (228 amino acids)
Cellular component (GO): nucleus; cytoplasm
Molecular function (GO): glutathione transferase activity
Source: RefSeq, a predicted model, not a curated record